This is a messenger RNA of Aplysia californica (California sea hare), 2306 nucleotides long. Its product is annotated as pterin-4-alpha-carbinolamine dehydratase. Bases 165 to 572 code for a protein of 135 amino acids. The transcript has 4 exons. Gene Ontology annotation, molecular function: 4-alpha-hydroxytetrahydrobiopterin dehydratase activity. Lineage: Eukaryota; Metazoa; Mollusca; Gastropoda; Aplysiida; Aplysiidae. Gene Ontology annotation, biological process: tetrahydrobiopterin biosynthetic process. The record is from RefSeq and is a predicted model, not a curated record.
CCGUCAUUAUGCAGCACAAAAUAAACAUUAACUAGGCCUCAGGCCAGGCCUACCUCUGACCUCUUCGUUGCCUGACACGCUGAAAAUCGAUCCCUCACCUUCCUCUAAGCCUGUUCCCGGCUUAAUUUCAAGGUGGUCUGCACAAGAAAAAGGACAGGACGCGAAUGCGACCCCAUUUUCGCUUUCUGCCUACUGGAGUGGUUGCCAGUACCCUUUGCAGAUCGAGACAUUUGAGGUUCUUUUCUUUAGGCUCAAUUAAAAUGGCUUCAAGUCCGAAGAGAGCAAAGCUUUCGGAUGAAGAAAGAAGCUCAGUCCUUGGUCCACUGAAAGAAGCAGGCUGGACAAUGGUGGAAGGACGUGAUGCUAUCUACAAGGAGUUUCUCUUUAAGGAUUUCAAUCAGGCUUUUGGAUUUAUGACCAGAGUUGGCUUGAAGGCGGACAAAAUGGAUCACCACCCAGAAUGGUUCAAUGUUUACAACAAGGUUCAGAUUACCUUGAGUACCCAUGAUGUUGGGGGUUUGUCUCAAAGGGACGUUACCUUGGCGAAGUUCAUUGAGGAAGUGGCUAAAUAAUUCACAGUUAGACAUGAGUCAAAUCUUCCCUGGCCAUAUCAAAAUGUUGAAUGUGCAGUAGUAAUCAAGAUCUGUUGUUUGGCAAUUUUCUGUUAAUGUUGUUUAGAACUAUGCAUUUAAUUGUAGAGCUUUGUUUCCGAGGCAGGAGGUAAUUUGUUGUAGAAUAACUGCCCUUUGCCAUGUUCCACAAUGUAGUGGAUUAUGAUUUUCAUCAUUUGAAGCCAAAACUAUUUCCAUGAUUAUAAAGUUGUUGUUGCUAGAUAGCUGAAUGUUUUAGUUAAAAUUGAGCAGCAUUAACACUGGUUUGAAUGUAGUAGAAGAGUUAAAUUGAAGGCCAUUUUAUUUAUUUGUGUCCUUUUAUUUGGAUGAAUGAUGAUUCCCUGUAUUUUACAUUCCGUUGUGAAUUGCCUAGUGAUUAUAUUAUAAUCCUGAAUAAAAUACUGCUGAUGUUUACUAUCAUCAUGACAUUUAUUAAAUUUAAUCACCAAUGAAUCUCUUCAUAAUAUUAAGAAAAAAAAGAUUUGAUUAUUUUUCUGUUGUUUCUUUUAAGUGCACAUGUUCAUUCGGCUCAUUGUUUACUUGUUAGCUGUUUAAUCUUUAAAAAAAUAUUAUUCAAAAAGAAAAAAUGGUUGUCAAAUUCCGUAUUCUCUCAGAUGUGUUCAAAAGUGCAGGUCACAGUUUGCAUGUGUUUCAAUACCUAUGCUGUUCUUUUCCUUUAUUUAUCUCUCAGAGUCAGAGCACAAAAUAACAAAUAAUUAUAUCGUUUACUUCGAUUUAGUUAGAGGUGGGGAAGGAAGGGAUGGGCUAAGAUGCACCUAAGUCAAAACGGUUGUGCUUCCCGAGUUUCAGAGUUGCAUCUGUAGUCAGGUUGGUAUUAUGUGACAUAGUAGAAACUGCCGUUGCAAUAAUAUUUUUGGGGUCAUUUUUGUUUUUCAGUGGCCUUAUUUUUUAUGACAUGGUAAUUGUUCUUGGUUUGCUGUUGAGCUUUGUUUUUGAUUGGUGUAGUUUCAGAGGAAGAGUGAGGUCUAGAAUGCCUGUUUGUGUAAUAAGUUUGUGUGGUGACUUUGUUAACAUCAAGUAAAAUAAUAAAUCCCAAGGACUUUACAUGUGUUUAAAAAUCUCAAGUUCUUUUUUGAAUGUUUUAAGAAUUUUUAGGACUGCUAUUACCACUGUACUGUUCAGACCCCGGCCACCACCUGUCUUUCACCUUGAGUGUAGGCUUUUGCGAUGCAUUUUGCUGCCUCGUCUGUUUUUCUGCUAGCCUCCGGUACAUUUUAGAGACAAUCUUUUGUAGGUUCUUUAUCAUCUGACACACAGUAAAACAGAUUUUACAACAUGCUUUUCAGCAAGCUGUUCAAAGGUUCUUUGCCCACAAAGCAAACUUUUUCCGAAGAGAUAAAAAGUAUCCUUUCGCGUCUUUUUCGUACUGGAACAUUCAUGAAAUGUCCUUUGAUGGCUCUCUAGCAGCCGUAAACUGUUUUCGAAAAAGGUGUUCGUGAUUAUCUCCACAUACUGCAAGGAAAGAAGACAUCAGACUCCGUAAUACCAUGUAACCCGUGGUAGCCUUCUGUUGGUCAUGAUUUUCAUCAUAUACCCAGUCUUGGCCUAGAAAAUGAAACAUGUUUAAAUUAUUUGAUUUUGGAAAAUUUUAAGUUUAUAAAAACUACCAAAAUGUUAGCUUUUGCUCCCCUGUGAAGGAAAAAUAAUGUAGCCGCCAAUAAAUGUAUCAAACUA